UGAACGGAGCUUAAGAUCCGUGACAGUCGCCGCCUCCCACCGUCGUCGCCCCAUCACCGGGAGAGUGGAUCGCGACGCUGCGCGAUUGUUGACAUUUUUCUCCGAGUGCCAAUGUAAAUCCGGUUGAUCGUUGACGCUGGUCUCUUCGCCCGGGGGUUUGUCGCGACGCUACGAUUCACCCCGCAUGACCAUGAGCUCGUCGAUAUCCAUGAGCAACGCUGGACCACAGGCCACCGCUACUGGUAUGGAGACAGUGGUGGCGGUCGCCUUGGGCGCACUCGCCGCGGUCUUCCUCGGCGCCCUCCUGGUGCUCCUGGUCAUCUGUCGCAGACAACGCUGCUAUUACAAUCAGAAGGAUUCCGCAGAGCUGAGCUCCGACUUGCUCGAAGGAGAGAACAUCACUGGCUUGGGAUUAGAUGCGUGGGAGAGCGAAGAGUGGCUGGCGGGAGCUGAAAGGUGGGUGGAUGAUGCUACUGGUUUGGCUCCGCCUUGCAUAGCAGUGCUCCGAUCCUGUCACACUCUCGCAGCCAGUCUUACCACUAUUGCCGGAACUGUCAACAGCAAUACCGUCCCGUUAGAGAUAGUUGAUGUUGCCCGACGUAUACCGCCUCGCGUAGACGAUGUCGUUCGCAGUCUGUAUCCCCCGUUGGACGCCAGACUAUUAGAGGCCAGGGUGGCGGCUCUAGUGUUGGCUGUGACCCACUUGGCAUUGGUAACCAAGCACGGCGUGCCCAAGAGCCAAGCCAGGAAACUGGCGUUUAUCGAUCAAGCCCUGAACGACAUGGACACGCAUCUGCUGGUGCUGAGAAACGCAGCGCUGGCUCAGGAAGUGGCCUGCUCUAUCCCAGCCUCUACGCCAGUUUGAGUACACGUCGGUUGAUCUCUCGCGGUGAAAUCAAAUCUCUCUCGCCACAGUAUUUGUAAUCGUUGGAUUAUAUCUUUAGCUUCUUACGGCUUUUUCAUUACAAUAACGUCGUCACGAGCAACGGGAGCUCUACAUAAUAUGGUCACUAAAUUUGUAAAUAUAGCAUAAACAUUGAGUGCAUUCCAUGUAUCAGGCGGCAAAUACGCGAAAAUAGAUCAUCGCUGAUCUCAAAGCACAAAAUGGACUAAAGUUCGAGAUUACUGAUGAGGAAAAAAAACUUGUCAGUGCUUCAUGUCAAUUAUCGUUACUAUAAAAAGAAUGCAUAUAAAUAUAUUAGGUAUAUAUACAACACACGUCGGAAGUAUCGUGAGGAAUAUAUUUUAAUAAUCGUUUUUUAAAACGCGGUGAAAAUUCGCCAAGAUACGACAUUUUGUAAUACACAGAGAUAUACGAAAAUGACGUCUUCCAUGUUAUAUUAUCAUAUUUAUAUACGUACACGGAUAAAAAUGUAUUUUGAGACUAUAUAAUCGAUCGUACCUGCAUAUGUUUGUACACGUUACAAUAUUUUAUAUUCCUGAAGAUAAUCAAAUUGUUCUUUAGAUUAGUAGUAGGAAUUUAUAAUGAAGUUGAUCGUCAAAGAGAAA
Temnothorax curvispinosus is the source of this 1509-nucleotide messenger RNA. It is a transcript of the gene Tmem98, whose product is annotated as transmembrane protein 98-like. Bases 185 to 865 code for a protein of 226 amino acids. NCBI's taxonomy places the organism in Eukaryota, Metazoa, Arthropoda, Insecta, Hymenoptera, Formicidae. The transcript is spliced from 4 exons. The record is from RefSeq and is a predicted model, not a curated record. Gene Ontology annotation, cellular component: endoplasmic reticulum.